GUCCGUAGCUAAUCCCCUAUAGAAUGGGCCAACGAUGUGUCCUAAAAGAAGACCCCAAAGAGAGACAAAAGCCACAUAAUGAGAUCUUUGUCUUGAAUUUUGCUUGAGUUUAUUGCACUUUAUUUUUCUUUAUACGGAAUGUGUAUGUUUCCCUGAAUAAUAUCAUUUAUCUUGUGCAAGCAAAUUAGUUAUUGGCUGGCACAAAAAUUACAGAUCUGAAUAUAAGUAAAUGUAGUUAGUGUAUUUUUAGUUUAUGUGUUGAAAUGGGUCAAGAUUCUGGGUCGCUAUCAACCAAGACUUCCAGGGUGUCUUGUGGUUUGUUCUAGGUUCUUGCCUUUAAUCUCUUGAGUCGUUUGUUUGUGUUUCCUCUCGUCUCUGGAAGAUGGUGUUUAGUUCUUGCCAGCUAUAGUCUCCGGGAGUAAUGGUUACUCGCCGGCUUAGGGUAACAAACUUGUUGUUCCUCCAUGUUUUCAAUCAACGACGCUUUAGGGUUAAAAAAUGAUUAUAUGAGUUAUUCAAUUGAUUUCUAUAUCUUUUUACUAAAUCCAAGUUAAAACAAAUAUAAUUAUUUUUAACACAUAAUUAUUGUUAUUAUUUUUAUUAUUAUUACAAUACUAUCAUGUUUGAUCAAAAAAAAAAUAUACAAUACUAUCAUCAUCCAUAAACACUAAUAAGUUUUUGUAGAAAAUGUUAAUAGAUUAAUAGAUUCAAGAGGUUGAAUUGAAAUAUUCUAAAUAAAAAUAAACUGAUAGAUUAUUCUAAAUAUUAAACAACACUAAAUUAACAAGUAGACCAUGUCUCAGUCUAGAGUCUAAACCACAAAAUAUAAAUUUUAAUUAAUAUAUGAACUAAAGAUUCCAUUUGCAUAUGAUACCAGUUAGAUUACGAAUAGAGAUUUGUUUUCUCUUCUUCUUUUGGUUGUCUUUGUAUAUUUUUAUAUAAGCUUUUGCAUAAAGCCAUUGCUGCUUUCUGCUGAUAACUAAUAUUUUCGCAGACCGUGUGAGAACCUUCAGAGUUGCUUCAGAGUUCAAAGAGAGAAUGUGUCUCUGACCUUUACAAUUCUAAAAAAAGUCAUCAAACACCAUUACUUUAAACAAAAAACAAAGUUACUACGAAACAGAUUACCAAAAAAGAAAAAAGUUAUACUACGAAACAGGGAGAGAUAGAUAAUGCCUCGUGACUAAAAAUCUAAAAGAGAGGAACAUGUGGGAUCGUUUAGGGAUCCAAAACACUUUAAAGAGUUUAGACAAUAUCAUGACACGAACACUACAUCACUUGGAUCACAUUCUUUGGUUUGUCCCCACAAGAAGUCAAACACUGAGCUGGCAAGUCUCUGACUGCCGUACCCAUGUCGCCACGUGCCCCGCUUCAAACUCCUUAUAUAAACACAAGUUAAAACUAAUUAAACACAUUCACUCACACACAAGUACACCGUCUUGCAUAUGGAGGACGACCGGAGAACUACCCCAAAGUCCGGCGAAAGAAGCCCGGAUACAUCGCCGGAGAUGUCAUCAUCUGACUUUGAAUUUGGAUCGUUGACUCCUUCUUCCCCUUCCCAUUCUGAACAUUCUCCCGCCGAUCACCUUUUUCUCAACGGCCGUCUAUUACCACACACUUUUCCGAUAACCCGUUCGGCGUCACGUACGACCAGCGAAAACACAUUCCGGAGCGACAGCACGAGCAGCCGGAGUAGUGUUAGCAGCUGCAGCCCGACAUCUUUUACUCCAAGAACAAGCACUUGCAGUGUCUUCAAAGAAGAGACUAACGUGACUUGUUUUGGUUCUCGGUCUGAGAAGACUAGGAGCGUAAGGUCAGGGACUUGCGGCAUGAGAAACAUGCCAUCCUCAAUAUUGGAUUUAAAGAAGCCACCAUCCAACAAUGGUAAAAGAGUCAAUACUACAGCGACGAAUAGGCAUUCAUAUAUCCCCACGCAAUGCAAGAGAAAGAAGGCGACGGAGAUAGUGACGGCGCAGCUUUACGGGUCGUAUACGAGGAGGUGGCAGCAUAUAACUCCGGUGUUUAAGAGAGAAGGGUCGGUGAAAAGUAACGGAGGAGGGAUUAAGGUUGGUGGAAGGAAGAAAAAGACGGUAAGGGGGAAGAAGAAGAAGAAGGCGGAGGAGAGAAGAGGAAGUAAGUUAAUGAAGUGGUGGAAGAGGGUUUUAAAGGCGGUGAUGUUGGCUUGCAGGGAGUGUCAUGCAAUGGAGCCUCAACGAGUUGUUAAUUAUGAUGCUGAUGUGAAAGAGAAGAUAACUAAAUGUUCAUGAACAAUUGCAUUGUGUGUGUUUUGUUUUUACCUAUUUGCUUAAUUUUUUUUUCCCAAUAAGAACAAAUUAAGCGUAAUUUCAAAAAUUAUAUCUACUGGGUGUGACCCGCACAGUUUCAAUGGAA
Molecule: messenger RNA, 2388 nt
Organism: Brassica napus (rape)
Lineage: Eukaryota; Viridiplantae; Streptophyta; Magnoliopsida; Brassicales; Brassicaceae
Exons: 1
Coding region: 1443-2264 (273 amino acids)
Cellular component (GO): plasma membrane
Molecular function (GO): kinase inhibitor activity
Source: RefSeq, a predicted model, not a curated record